This is a messenger RNA of Ogataea haglerorum, 2964 nucleotides long. RefSeq lists its product as uncharacterized. Gene Ontology annotation, cellular component: membrane. Gene Ontology annotation, molecular function: ATP hydrolysis activity; ATP binding; ABC-type transporter activity. Bases 1 to 2964 code for a protein of 987 amino acids. The transcript has a single exon. The record is from RefSeq and is a predicted model, not a curated record. Lineage: Eukaryota; Fungi; Ascomycota; Pichiomycetes; Pichiales; Pichiaceae.
AUGCUAGACCAAUUGACAACCAACGCCAUCGGGGAUUCUCCCCCUGGUAAAGAAGGUAAAUGCCCACCAUGCUUCAAUUGUAAUCUACCGAAUUUUGAGUGCAAACAGUUCUCCAAAUGCAAUCCGUUUUCGGGCAGGUGCGAAUGUCUGGAUGGAUUUGGUGGUGACGACUGUUCUGUUCCUCUUUGCGGAGCUCUGCCUGAUGGAUCGAACCGACCUAAAAGAGAGGUCAAUGAAACAUGUCAUUGUGAAGAAGGAUGGGGAGGUAUAAAUUGUAAUAUGUGCCAGAUAGAUUCGGUUUGUGACACAUUCGUUCCAGGAGGACUUAAAGGCACGUGCUAUCAUUCGGGUAUCCUUGUUAAUCGGAAUUUUCAGAUGUGUGAUGUUACCAACUCUAAGAUUUUAGAGGUUCUCAACGGUAAGAAGCCUCAAGUGACGUUUAGUUGCAAUAAGACAUCGGAAAAAUGCAAUUUUCAGUUCUGGAUUGCUGAAGAAGAGAGUUUCUAUUGUGAUUUGUCUAAAUGCAAAUUCAAUUACGAUCUCGGCGCAAAUGCAACACAUUACAACUGUGAAGACGUUGCGUGCAAAUGUCUUCCAGGGAAAAUGCUAUGUGGCCAGGCAGGCUCGAUCGACAUUUCGGACUUUCUCACAGAAACCAUUGCAGGCCCUGCGGACUUCUCGUGUGACGUCGCGAACAAGGAUUGCAAGUUCUCAGAACCAAGCAUGAACGAUCUAAUUACCAAUGUUUUCGGAGAUCCGUAUAUCACGCUUCAUUGCGAGUCCGGUGAGUGUCUGCACGAAAGCGAGAUCCCAGGCUUUGACCAGCCUGGAAAGCCUAAAUUUGGCGCAAUUGAUGUGUUGAGAAUUAUCGGAACUAUCGUGGGCUGUGCAGCUAUUAUUGGACUUGGAUUCUAUGCGAUCAAACGGUCGCCGCUGUUUAUGGACGAAGGCACGAUCCAGUUGCCUCCGGAUGACGACCCAGACCUACAAGACUCUCUGCUCGAUGACUACAAGCCUGCCAUAUUUUCUUUCGAGAAUGUCAGCUACACAGUGGCGGGCAAAAAGGUCCUCAACAAUGCUUUUGGACUCGUUGAGCCCGGUGAAUGUAUGGCCAUCAUGGGAGGUUCAGGCGCUGGAAAGACUACGUUAUUAGACAUCAUUGCCGGCAAGAACAAGGGAGGAGAAGUUUCGGGUGCUUUUUACGUCAACGGGGAGCGCAUUAUUACCAAACAAGACCUAGCGCAUUUCCAAAAAUCGGUUGGGUUUGUCAACCAGGAAGACUUUUUAAUCCCAACUUUGUCUGUUUAUGAGACUGUUUUGAACAGUGCUCUUCUGCGUUUGCCGAAAAACAUGUCAAUGGCUACCAAAAAAGCGAAAGUCAACCAAAUCCUGGCUGAACUGCGCAUUCUUCACAUCAAAGAUAAGCUUAUCGGAUCAAAUUUUGAACGAGGAAUUUCCGGCGGCGAAAAGAGAAGAGUGGCCAUUGCUUGUGAAUUAGUGACCUCUCCGUCAAUUUUGUUUUUAGACGAGCCCACGUCAGGGCUUGAUGGAUAUAAUGCGUUCAAUGUCGUUGAGUGCUUAGUCAGAUUGGCCCAAGAUUACAAAAGAACAGUGAUCUUCACAAUCCACCAACCUAGAAGCAACAUAGUGGCUCUUUUCGAUAAGCUCAUACUUUUAUCAGAGGGACAGCUGGUGUAUUCUGGCCUUAUGAGUGACUGCAGCAACUUUUUCGCAGGUAACGGGUACGUCUGUCCUGCUGGCUACAACAUUGCAGAUUAUCUUAUUGAUAUCACCUCUGGUGGUGGUCUUAUCGCUACGCUGCCACCCCUUGAGGGCGAAAAUCAUGAGCAUGAUACACAUACCUUGCUUCCUGCGAAUGACGUGGAUGACCCAACUGGUGAAUGGCAGCAUUACGCUUCGCAUCGCGACGAGUUUGGCAAUAAAGUUAAAAGUGCAGGUACAACUUCCAAAUCGUCAAGUGUGGUCGUCGCUUCUAUUUUCGAGCAGUCGUUGAACGCUGAAAGAUUGCGCUUGGAUAUCAAAGAGCUUGCGGAAAAAUUCAACAAUUCGCAGCAAGAUGAUAAUUCGGCAGGCUCGUUUUUCAGGUCCCAGGUGGGCAACACUAGAGCCGGCUUCUGGACACAGCUUUCUAUUCUGUGUUCCAGAACGUUCAAGAAUUCCUACAGAAACCCAAAGCUCUUGAUGUCGCACUAUGCUCUGGCCCUCAUCAUGGGACUCUUUUGCUCUUAUCUCUACUACGAUGUUGAAAACAAUAUCAGCGGAUUCCAGAAUAGGCUUGGUCUAUUUUUCUUCCUGCUGACUCUGUUUGGCUUCUCGACACUUACAGGGCUGCAUUCGUUCUCUGUGGAACGACUGGUGUUUGUGAGAGAGCGCUCGAACAAUUAUUAUCAUCCGCUGAGCUACUAUGUGAGCAAGUUAUUAUGUGACGUGAUUCCGCUCAGACUAUUUCCUCCUGUCAUCCUGAUGGCAAUCAUAUAUCCGCUGGUGGGUCUAAACAUGGAAGGAAACAAGUUUUGGCUUUCAAUGCUGAUUCUUGUCCUGUUCAACUUGGCCGCAUCGCUCGAAAUCCUAAUUAUUGGAGUUCUCGUCAAAGAACCAGGUUCUGCCACCAUGGUGGCCGUUCUUGUUCUGCUCUUCUCGUUACUUUUUGCUGGACUAUUUAUCAACAAGGACACGAUUCCAGUACAGCUAUCGUGGUUUGAGAAUAUUUCAGUGUUCCACUAUGGCUACGAGGCCUUGGCGGUCAACGAGGUGAAUGGGUUGGUGCUGAAAGAGAAGAAAUACGGACUUGAUAUCAAUGUUCCCGGUGCUGUGAUUUUGAGCACAUUUGGAUUUGAUGUUGGGGCUGUCGGAUUUGAUAUCUGCUGGCUGGCCGUAAUGUUUGGUGCAUUUGUUGUUCUAGGGUAUCUUGGAUUGCAUUAUUUUGUCUACGAGACGAGAUGA